AUGUAUCAGAGCAAGAAGACUGCAGCGGCAAUGAGGUGGCAUGCUGAACACCAAGCAAAAGACGGAGAAAUGUGUCAUCCAUCUGAUGCGGCCGAGUGGAAAAACUUCCAAGGAAUACAUCCCCAGUUUGCCGAAGAACCGCGUAACGUUUAUCUUGGAUUAUGUACAGAUGGAUUCAAUCCAUUUGGGAUGUCUCAUAAUCAUUCGCUGUGGCCUGUGAUCUUGACUCCGUACAAUCUGCCCCCGGGUAUGUGCAUGAAAACGGAGUACUUGUUUCUUACAAUUCUAAAUUCUGGGCCAAAGCAUCCGCGAGCUAGUCUUGAUAUCUUCCUCAAACCUCUGAUUGCGGAGCUAAAAGAAUUGUGGUUAACUGGAGUUGAAGCAUACGAUGUGUCCUUGAAUCAAAAUUUUAACCUAAAAGCCGUGCUUUUGUGGACGAUAAGCGACUUUCCGGCGUACGGCAUGCUUUCCGGAUGGACGACCCAUGGUAAAUUGGCAUGUCCAAUUUGCAUUGAAGAUACAAAGGCUUUUUAUCUGCCUAAUGGAAGGAAGUCGUGUUGGUUUGAUUGUCACAGAAGAUUUCUUCCUUGUAAUCAUCCACUAAGGAAGAAUAAAAAGGAUUUCUUGAAGGGAAAACACGCCUUAAAUGAAUUUCCACCUGAUUCUUUAACUGGUAAGCAAGUUUAUUCUGAACAGUUAAAAGGUGUUGAACCACCAAAAAAGUCUUCUUGCGGUGGAAACGGUCAUGAAAAGAAGAAGUUUGGAUAUGGAAAGUACCAUAAUUGGCACAAGGAAAGCAUAUUUUGGGAGUUGCCAUACUGGAGGGAUCUAAUCCUUCGACAUAAUCUUGAUGUGAUGCAUAUUGAGAAGAAUUUCUUUGACAACAUAAUGAAUACUCUUAUGAAUGUGAAGGGUAAAUCGAAAGACACAAUCCAGUCACGAUUGGAUAUAUCAGAGAUUUGUGAUCGGUCACACUUACAUGUUGAUGAUGAUGGUCAAGCUCCAUUUCCUCCCUACACAUUAGACGAAGCCGGGAAAAAAAGUUUAUUGGAAUGUGUGAAAUGUGAAGUUAAAUUCCCCGACGGUUAUGCUUCAGACUUAGCUAAUUGUGUUGAUAUAGAGAACAACAAGUUCUCUGGCAUGAAGAGUCAUGACUGUCAUGGUGGAGGAACUAUGGCAAAACGAGUAGAAGGGAUGUUGCAAGGAAGGUUGAAGCAGUCUGCGCCUGUUGUUCCUGCUGCGCGAGAGCAGCCUGUUGAGCAGCAUCCUGCUGAGCUUGGAUGGUCCACUGCAUCUGAAGCAUCUACUGUUGCAUCUGUUGCAACUGAGCAGUGA
Brassica oleracea var. oleracea is the source of this 1335-nucleotide messenger RNA. RefSeq lists its product as uncharacterized. The record is from RefSeq and is a predicted model, not a curated record. Bases 1 to 1335 code for a protein of 444 amino acids. The transcript has 2 exons. NCBI's taxonomy places the organism in Eukaryota, Viridiplantae, Streptophyta, Magnoliopsida, Brassicales, Brassicaceae.